UUCCUUUCCUCUCCCCCCGACAGCGACUCCGACCACCAGCCCCGGCGGGCGAUUUCUAGGGUUCCGGCGACCCCCCCCCCUCCCGAGGUCAGCGGGUCCUGAAUGAGUCUUGCUCGACCGCCCAACCAGCCAAGACUCGGUUCGGCGCCCAACUAGUAGCGCUGCAGCAGCAGCUCAGAGCGUUGGCAAGCAGGAUGCUGGAGGAUUUCUUCACUCCUACGGAGAUGGAAGAGGGCAUCUCAACCGUGGCGAGAAUCGGGGACCUCGUCUCUGAGAUGCGCGAGCUCAGAGACGCCGUCGCGCUCAAUGAGGCCGACCUGCUGAGGCGGUGUUCGGCCGCCGUGAACGCGCUAGCGGUCACCGCAAACGAAGAGUGCUUGCAGCAUUUCGUGCAGCUAGACGGCGUUGCUUUUCUCACCAAGUGGUUUCAGGAUGUUCAGAGUUGCAGCAAGGAUAGCAGCAGCGCGGCACAGGAUCUAAUGCUUGCAAUACUCACUGCUCUCGACGGUCUUCCAGAUACCGCGCGAGCACCAGCGUCCUGUGGAGUCCUCCUGCCUACUGUUCAGAAUCUGCUUGUUCAUGCGAAUGCUGAGGUCAGCCGGAAGGCGCGAGUUCUCUGUCAGAAAUGGAGCAGCGUAUCGAAAGGUUGUUGUACACAUGACCAGGACGUGGAUACACAAGAUGCAACACGGUUAGAUCGGCAGCUUAAAGAUUCACAAGCUUGCCAGGAGACGGAGAAUGGUGAAAAGGAUGGAGCAAAUGAGCCUGUGAUUGCUGAUGAUGAUCAAUCUAAUGGAAAUGCCAUUUUAGGAAAUGACAUCUCAGUAUCAUCUCAUGGCAGUUCAAAAAAGCUGCUGCCCUACGCUGACGAGAUUUCUGCCAUGAAUGAUGUAGGCCUGGCCACCAGUGGCAUGCCGCGCUUGGACUCUCUUGGAGCAAAGAGUGGUGCUGGGCAAGUUGCAGCACCAGACAUGACCACAGAGGCCAAGUCUCCAGAGCCUAACAACUCAUUUCUUAGUACAGAAAUGCAUUUGGAGGACCAAAAUGAUCCAGCUUGCUUGGAUGAUAUCAAGAAAGAUGAGCCAUUUUCAGCAGACGUGCCACAUUCUGAGAAGGACACGGUGGAAGAUUUAAACCAUCUCGCAAAUGUAGGCCACAUUAUGCAAGAUUCAUCAGAUGAAGAAAGAUUUGGCAAAGAAGAGGCACCUACAUCAUCAUCUGAUUCGGAUGCAGAGGGUGCCAUUAAUGAAUAUAGGUUUCAGAGAUGUAUGGAUAGCUUUGGAGAUUCCUCAAAGGCACCAGACUCAAAGUCGGCUGCGUUAAAUGGAGAUAAAUCGACAUCAUUAGCAGAGUAUGAUGACACUGAUGCACUGGAAGUAGCUCGUCUUGUUGCUAUUGAGGUGGAGCGGGAAGUCAUCGACUACAGAGAGCCAUUUUGUGAUUCUCCUGAUAUUAAUUCUCGCGAUGAUAGUCCUGACUUGGUAGCAAAUCAGCAGCCUGAGCCGCCUAUUGAUGAAUCAAAUGACAAUAAAUCCUCCACUACGGGGAACGGUUCAGGGAGUUCCUCAUCUCUUAAGGAGGAUGGCUCGGGUAUUACCGAUGACACUGGCCCUUUCACUAGAAAACUUACACGGAGCACAGAACUGGAAGACUUUGAUCUUAACGAAAAUCAGUGCCCUGAGGAAACUGACUGGCAUACAAAGUCUGUUCUGAGUAAUUCUGUUAAUCUGUCAACACCUAUUGCUGUGGCUGCUUCGAGAGCAUCUUCUGUGUUCCCAUCAAGACUCCAUUUCGAAGGUGAACAUGGAUGGAAAGGUUCCGCUGCUACUAGUGCUUUCCGGCCAGCUUCUCCUCGACGGAAUUUCGAAGGAGACAAGUCAAUUCUUGCUUCUUCGCAGAAAGCAAGCAACAUGUUUGACCUGAAUUUAGCUGAUAGCGACAAUGCCGUCGCCGAGGAGCCACGUUCAGCAGCCAUCUUCCCAACUUCUGGGCUAGCAUCCAAGGAUAAGUCCGCCGCUUUGGCUGUGAGUUGGGGGUUUGAACUUGACCUUAACGGCCCGUGCGAUAAUGAGGAAGCCGCAGUCACUAAAACAGAUGUGCCAUCGUUCUGGAAUCGGCGACAGUUUGCUGGCACAAUCAGUCAGCCUCCUUCGUCUUCAUCUUCAAGGCAACCUGCAGUCAAUAACUUUGACUUGAAUGACAAUAUGUCGAACAUAUAUGGCUCAUCACGGGCAGUAAACGAGUUCUCUGCCAAGGCUUCAGGGAAGGAAACUUCAGGCAGUUCUGAAGUUACAAUUCUGGGUAAGCGAAUACUUGUUGGACAGCAAGAACAUCGCCACCAAAUCCAGCAUAACUUUCUUGGUCCGAGUAUGGAGUCUAGAGUUCAUACAAGACCAAUGCAGUCUUAUGCACACGCACCCCCUAGUGUCGAGAGCUAUCCGUAUCUCUCUGCUUUAUCAUUUCCGGGGCCUAUGAUGUCAUUAGCGGGUGGUCCUUACAUGGUUGAUGCCAGGGGUGAUCCGGUUAUGCCAUCAUUGCUAGGCUCAGGUGUCGGCGUUUCUCAUCCAUCUUUCAGCAGCAGAGCGAUUCCACCGUCUUCUACAGAACUGAGCUAUUUCCAUCCUAGCAUGGGUUUCAGCUAUGGACCCUCAUCUGAAGGCGUGCGGCGGGAAGAUGGGGGCUACUGGCCUGUGUCGUUCCAAGGUCAGAACAUGUUUGGCGAUGAACGCAUGAGAAACAUGUCACAGGGUGGCGGCAGUACCUCCUCUGGGGUGGCACCGAAGCGGAGAGAGCCAGACUCGGGCUGGGAUCUGUUCCAAGGCCAGAACAUGUUUGUCGAUGAACGCAUGAGAGACAUGUCACAAGGUGGUGGCAGUACCUCCUCUGGGGUGGCACCCAAGCGGAAAGAGGCAGACUUGGGUUGGGAUCUGUUCUCACGUCGCUAGGCAUGAGGCGUGAGGGGUUUUUUGGCACCUGAAAUUGGGUCCAGUUCUACUAGGUUGGAGGACAUACACAGAGAACUGAAUAAGGCUAGCUACCUGCGGAUUUCAGAGAUGCAAUGGAUCUGGUUAGCGGCUGAAAUCGUUGUGUAGAUUUGCUUCUUUGUGAGAGUAGCUAGAUUCUUUUAGUUAACUUAAUACAGCCAACUGCUCUCUACGGAAAGCUGAAUCUAUGUAUAUCAUUCUAGAACUUAUAAUUAAUAGAUGACGAUUGCUUCAGUUUUGGAAAGGAAAAGAACCUCCGUAA
Molecule: messenger RNA, 3246 nt
Organism: Lolium rigidum
Lineage: Eukaryota; Viridiplantae; Streptophyta; Magnoliopsida; Poales; Poaceae
Exons: 2
Coding region: 195-2945 (916 amino acids)
Source: RefSeq, a predicted model, not a curated record